Messenger RNA from Oppia nitens, 1323 nucleotides. RefSeq names its product mucin-2-like. The transcript has 3 exons. NCBI's taxonomy places the organism in Eukaryota, Metazoa, Arthropoda, Arachnida, Sarcoptiformes, Oppiidae. The coding region runs from base 1 to 1323 and encodes 440 amino acids. The record is from RefSeq and is a predicted model, not a curated record.
AUGAAGAUCUGGUUGCCGUCACCUAUAGAUGCGGCACAGGUAUCAACAAAUGGCAGUAAUAAUCAUAAUCAACAACAACAACAACUAAAUAACUCUAAUAACAAUAGUAAGCCAUGGGAUGACAUACUGGACCCGCAAUCAAAUCAUUUAACUGAUGUCCUUCAGCAUUGGAAACCCGAUCCAAUAUUUAAUGAACAUAAUAUUAAUCAUCAUGAUCAUGAUGACCAUGACAAUUAUGGUGAAAGUUAUAAUUACAAUCAUCAUAAUCACCAAAAUGGCAAUCAAUAUUCAAGUCAUAACCAAAAUCAACAUAAUCAUCAUCACCAACAACAACAACAUCAUCAACAACAAGACAACUAUGACAGUGCUGUACCUGAAUAUCAUCCAAUGUUUCCCCCUAUACCAGAAUAUCCUCCCCCGAGAUAUACUACUACUACCACCACUACUACUAAUACUACUACUUCUACGACUAAUAGACCAACAAUUCGUACGAGAAGUCCGCUAAUGACAACACAAAUACUGAAUACGAUUUUUACCGGACUAUUCACUACAGACAUACCCGACUCUACCUCAUCGGCUGACGUAACCAUUGCAACAACUGCCCCGACAACAGACAAUGGAGAUACAGAUACGUCACCACCAGGUCCUACAAAAGCACCACUGCUUUCAACUACAUUGUCUAUUCAGACAAAAUCAGUUACCGAUAUAUUACUGACAACUGCGGUAACAUCCGGAACAUCAGUAGACAGCAGUCAGACAACGAUUGCAAUCAAUGAAAUGUCUACCACUGAAGCACCAAAUGCACCGACAACUGUAGGACUACCGCCACAAACACAAUCACCGCCGCAAACCACUGUAAUGGGCGAUCAAUCGACCACAAUAAUUGGUGGACAACAAACAACUGGCCCGCCAGUCACCGAUAUGACUAUACAGCCCACAACUAAUAGUGAUAAUGCCAACAAUACACAGGGGGCGCCAAUAUCGACAUCACUGUUUACUGGACCUACUCGGCGCACAACUACUACAACUACUACUAGUCAGCGCCCAACACGUACUCCUAGUCGGCGCCCAACUAGUACUACCAGUAGGCGCCCAACUACUACUACUACUAGACCCAGACCCGAACCGCCACACCACGAACCGCAUCCCGAAGAUUGGCUGUAUCCCAAUUUUGGUGGCCAACAACAGUGGCCAGGUUUUGGCCAACCAGAGUCACACGGUGGUGGUGGUAGUGGUGGUCUUAUACCAACUGAUCAUUUAGGACCUAAACCCGAAAGCGAACAAUGGCCCUGGAUCAAUCCUAGAAAAUCUAUUAUGCAAUAA